AUGGACACCUCACAUAAAAAAAGAAAUAUCGAAGCUCCGUUCCCUUCUCAAAAACAAGGUUUAUUAAGAGAUAUCGGUAAAUUGUAUUAUGAAGCGAAUGAAGUACAACUUAUGGUCGGAGAAGAAGACGAAUCUAUCAUAUCUUCAUAUUUUCAAAAUCAAUUUUCUAACGAUCAAAAAAAAGAUGCUGAAUAUUUCAUUUUAAAAACAAAGUAUACAUCCAGAUGUAUUACGAUUACUACUAAAUUAAGUUGUAGUCGUGUAAUGUGA
This is a messenger RNA of Funneliformis geosporum, 270 nucleotides long. Lineage: Eukaryota; Fungi; Glomeromycota; Glomeromycetes; Glomerales; Glomeraceae. The record is from the annotation of a GenBank genome assembly.